This is a messenger RNA of Mya arenaria, 2138 nucleotides long. Its product is annotated as cartilage matrix protein-like. The transcript is spliced from 4 exons. Bases 168 to 1727 code for a protein of 519 amino acids. Lineage: Eukaryota; Metazoa; Mollusca; Bivalvia; Myida; Myidae. The record is from RefSeq and is a predicted model, not a curated record.
UCUACUUCCUGAAAUAUAGUUUCUGACAUUGCCAAAUAUUUGUCAUAUAUAAAUCAUGUGGCAUGCAUUCUCCGACCAAAAGACAAAUAACCAUAAAAUACUUAUAUUGGAGAUCUUGAUGAGAAAGACUUAAACACUUACAGUGAAUUAUGCUUACAUUUUGGUGAAUGCGUAAAAUGUAUCUGCGAUUCUUUGUACUAGCAUGUAUUUCAUCACAUAGUUUAUUAGAUGUUUGUGCUCAAGGGUGUUUCGCCCGGUGUGAAUGGUCAGAAUGGGAAAGUUGGACAACAUGUUCACAGACAUGCGGUUCUACGGAAAAGAAAAACACAUCACGUGGACUAUGCUGUCCGAGCGAUUUAACAGACUUAGAAUCAUGUGUUGAAUAUUGUAACCUUGACAUUGCCGACCAUUAUGACGAGGCGGACUGUGGAAGGGAGUGUUAUAACGACGGGACACUGUCUUCCGCCGGAUGUGUCUGUACAAACAGAUUUUACGGCAUGUGUUGUGACAAACGGCUUGACAUUUGUGAGGCCAUCCCGACGGACGUCGUUUUCAUUCUAGACUCCUCCCUUAGCCAGACGCAGACCGAGUUCCAGAAGCAGCUCGACUUCGUCGGCAAGUUCGUGGACAAUGUCGACGUCGGUCCGACCGCCUUCGUCCUCAGCAUCAUCACAUACUCCAGCACUGCUGUUGUUGAAAUCGAAUUUGACGACAGUAAUUCAAAACAAUCGAUUAAGGAGCAGUUGUUGGGCAUACAGUUCCGACCUGGAGCCACGUACACAAACAAGGGUCUGGAGCUUGCUCGCAGCCUGCUUUCCGUCCGCAUGGAGAGGCGACCAGGAAUGUACACUAAAAAAAUCGCGUUUGUCCUCACCGACGGUUUGUCUAAUGAUCGUACAAAGACAGAAGUCUCAGCAAAGCUGCUUAAAGGGGAAGCUCAUGUGGUGGCAAUAGGCGUGGGUCCCGAGGUGUCUCACAGGGAGCUGAAUGCGAUUGCCUCCCCUGCAGACGAUUACAGCCUGUCAUACGUGUACACAGUCGAGAGCUUUGACGCUCUUCACACGGUACUUGAACGCCUUAUUGACGUUAGUUGCGAGAAAUGUCAGCCGAAGUCUCUUACAGACAUUUUCCUCUUGGUUGAUGAUUUGCCUGAUUCAAGAAUGACCGUUACCGAGUGGCAAAUAGCAGUGAAUGGGCUAGCAACAAUAGUCGACGGUCUACAAGCGUUCAAUGAUGAAAAUGGACAAAGAGUUGGAAUAGCACAAUUCCCCGACACGAAUGACCCAAUAAAGCAACUUUCUUUAUCGAAUACACUUAGAAAAGACGAUAUUUUACACUUCCUCCAAGUGAUGGCGCAUAGCGAGGAUACGUGCCGUGGAACGAAAGAUGACUGCGUCUUAAAAUCAAAUAUAACAUCUAUAAUACAGAAUGUUAUUGACAACCAAUUCACUUCAAGUUUUGGUGGACGAGACGAUGCCAGGAAGGUUUUACUUGUCGUCUCUUCAGGCAGAUUCAGCAAUAUAACCGAAGUAGCUGAACAAAUGCGCAAUAUCCGUCUACACACUGAUGUAGAUAUCUUUGAUAUUGGUCCCGGAGGUGACGUUGAUAUGAGAGGUCUUAAGUCGUUGGUGAGCGAGCCAAGCCGGGUGUUUGUUGUGAAGGAGGACAGUGACAUGGCAAGUCUGGAUGGUCUUCAAGCAAAGUUCUCGUAUAUAGCGUGCGGUUGACAAGAAUGCAUUGGCACGAUGAGAUAUUUGGCAACGUGGAAUUAAGCAAUGGCCAUAUGAAUUGAAUAUAUAUAAUUGCCUAUAAGUCGGUUCCUUAUUCCCUUUUCUUUUCCGAUCCUUCAAUUUUUACUAUUCAUCAUGUAAUGUUAUGUAGUUACAAGUGUUAACAAAAAGCAUACUACUGCUUGAGAAAAUAUGUGUACAAGGCUUAUGAUUAUAGACUCAUUAAUAUAAUAGAACACUACAGAAAGUUACAUAUUAUUUAACGAUUUGUCAUACCAGACAAAGAUUAUAUAUAAUUACAACCAAUUACUUUGUCUUUUAUGGAACGCCGCGGUGGUCUUAAGAUUUCAUUUCCGCCUUAUCAUGUUAAAAAGACAUUAUGUUUUUGUUGAAAAAAUACCAAUUAUG